This is a messenger RNA of Spodoptera litura, 1449 nucleotides long. RefSeq names its product ionotropic receptor 75a. The record is from RefSeq and is a predicted model, not a curated record. NCBI's taxonomy places the organism in Eukaryota, Metazoa, Arthropoda, Insecta, Lepidoptera, Noctuidae.
AUGAACAACGUGACCGUCAAAGUGGGCACACUGUUUGAGUGUGAGUCCAUUCAAGAACAUUUGGAUUACACUGAAAAACAUUUUAUCUACGACCCAAUAUGGCGGCAGACUGCUAUCGGUUGUACCAUCUUAUGUCUUCUGAGGGAUAUGUACAAAUUUAAAUUUGGCUUCCUUCUAAGUCGUAGGGACAAGAAAUUCUUCACCACAUUCUACAGCAAACCGUUUACCAGGCCUGUGUGGAACUGCUUGUAUGCCAUGGCAUUCCUCACCAGCAUCAUCUUCUACAUGCUCAAACGAUGGGAGUUCAGCGUGGUCGGCGGAUGGCAUUGCAGCUUCGUAUACGAAUCCCUAGUCAUCAUUGGUGGAUAUUGCCAACAUAUACCACCUAUAGACACGAGGUUACCAUCCAGAAGAAUUGCCUACUUCAUCUUCUUCGUGUUCACGUACAUCGUGUAUACCUUCUAUACUUCUAACCUGCUCUCAAAUCUAGUGAAUGAUAAAGACAAUGAAAUCAACUUGGAGACUCUUGUAGCCACUGAAUAUAUGCGUGUCAUUGUGGACUAUAUGAUGAGGAACAUCGUGGAACGUUCUCAUAUGUACGCCCAGAACUACGGAGCUAUAUUCGACAGGCUGAUGGCAAUGCGAGUGGUGACCGUCGUCAAAGGACUGGAGGAAGUGAAGACGGGGCGCGUGGCUCUACUCUCUGAUUAUACUACCAUAUAUCCGUAUAUGAAAAGGGUAUACGACAACGAUGACAUUUGCAAGUUGGUGUCAGUCGACCUGUUUUCCGGAGUCAAAAAGUAUUUUCAUGCUUCAAAACAAUUUCAAUACAAGGAACAGUUUAAAAUUGGCACACUGCGUAUAAAAGAAUCAGGAAUACUGCAACGGAUAGUUUCAACCGAAUUUGAAGAGCCUAAGUGUACGAAAAGCCAUCUAAUACAAAUAUCUAUGCAACAAAUAUCAAUACCUAUUACUAUAUUAGCGUGUAGUUACGUCAUAUCAUUAUUGAUACUUGUUGCUGAAAGGAUUCACUACAAGAGAUAUGGUGUCUGGCCUUAUGUAGAAGCCGAAAUAGGAGAACUGAGUAAACAAAUAAAACUACAAAUACGUAAAGAUAGAGAACACAAUAGACUUGAAACCUUCGAAAAGUUCAUCAAAAAUACAGGGGGAAUCAAAAAGGCCGUUAAAGUUUUGUCAGAUAAAACCAACUGGAUAGCUAAUGUGAAAGACCGACAUGGUGAGACUACAACCAAGAGGGUUGAUAUCCUAUCAAUAGCUACAAACUUCUAUAAAGACCUGUAUUCCAGCAAGAACUUUAUGGAUAAUACUGAACUAAACAACCACGAAGAAGUCCCACUCAUACUAGAAGAAGAAGUACAUAAGGCAACCAAAACACAAAAAACCGACAAAGCUCCCGGCCCCGACCAGAUCGACAAUGAAUUACUUUUG